Messenger RNA from Protopterus annectens (West African lungfish), 2001 nucleotides. It is a transcript of the gene NECAP2, whose product is annotated as NECAP endocytosis associated 2. The record is from RefSeq and is a predicted model, not a curated record. Gene Ontology annotation, biological process: endocytosis. The transcript is spliced from 8 exons. The coding region runs from base 36 to 821 and encodes 261 amino acids. Gene Ontology annotation, cellular component: clathrin vesicle coat; membrane. Lineage: Eukaryota; Metazoa; Chordata; Ceratodontiformes; Protopteridae.
UGUACUUCCUCUUUAAUUCCGGGUUCGCGGGAAAGAUGGCGGAUAGUGAUUAUGAGUCUGUGUUGUGUGUACGACCUGAAGUGCAUGUUUACCGUAUUCCACCCAGGGCGUCUAAUCGGGGAUACAGGGCUGCUGACUGGAAACUGGACCAGCCAGCAUGGACUGGCAGACUUCGAAUUACUGCUAAGGGGAAAGUGGCGUAUAUCAAACUAGAGGACAAAAACACUGGAGAAUUGUUUGCUCAGGCACCUGUGGAGCAACAUCCUGGGAUCGCAGUAGAGGCAGUAACUGAUUCUAGUCGAUAUUUUGUCAUUCGGAUUGAGGACGGAAAUGGUCGACAUGCAUUUAUUGGAAUUGGAUUUGUGGAUCGGGGAGAUUCAUUCGAUUUCAACUUAGCACUUCAGGAGCACUUUAAAUGGGUUAAAAAAGAAAGUGAAAUUGCCAGUCAGCCAUUAGACACUGGGCCAAAACUGGAUCUUGGCUUCAAGGAGGGUCAGACUAUCAAAAUAAACAUUGGGAAUAUAAAGAAGAAGGACAAUGCAGCAGGAGCAGCAAAACCACGGCCACCAAGCACUGGAGGAAUCAGUCUCCUCCCUCCUCCUCCUUCAGGUGGAAAACUCACCAAUACACAAAUGUCACAGGACCAAGCAGUUCCACAGCCCAUGUCUGCUUCUGCUCCUAGUGCUCUUUUACAUGGAGGCAGUACUACAAAUUCAUCUCAUCCUGUUACUGCAGCAACAGAUGUUUGGGGGGAUUUUACAACAGCUUCUAGCUCUGCUCCUAACCCAGGUCAGCAAAGCACUGGCUGGAUCCAGUUCUAAAGCAAAUGACUCUUUCCUCUCUGUAUGAGUUCUGAACCUCAAGCUUCAAAAUAAUUCUUUCAUAUGGACCAAAGAUGAGAAGAGCUUCUCAAAAAUGUGGGGCUAGAUCAUCAGAACAUCACUACUGUUCCAGAAAAAGAAAAUCCAAAAUAUUAAGUUGUUAGCAUAUAUUUCCUGGUUAACUUUUGAAUUUGUUUUUAAAUAAUAUGUAAAUUGUUAAAGCAUAUCUAAUGAUUGGCAAACACAGGAAGAUUGGCGUAUGAGAAGUUUACAUUGUGCAUAUAAACUGUGAAGGGAACUUGGAACAUCUGAUCCUUACCUGUGCGUUUCCUCAGUCUUCGUCUGUUUAGUAAUGUACUGUAUGAGAGAGGAACUUAAACAGGCUGCAAGAAGACUGUUGACAUAUAGGCCCUGUAGUGAACUGUAUUUUCAUUUAGGUUUAUGUAGACUAUAUCAUUUAAUUGCUGGUGGUAUAAUCUUGAUAGCAAUUAAUAUGCAUAACAAGACAGUACUUUUACCAUGCUGGCUUCUGUAGUGGCACUUGCCUUAGCAGGUCCGAAGCAGUGCUGUUCAACUUCUGAUAAGGCUGAAGCUUUUAAUUGUUACAUUACUUGCCACAUUUUUUUUUAUUUGCAAUGAAGGAGUUAUUUUUUUGUUUUAUUAAGAAGUGAUUGCAUGACUCAGGCGAUUAUUUGUCCCAUGACUUUAAGGUUGUUAAGAUUCUUUCAGUAACCCGAAUGCUGUAAAAUUCGUUACUCAUCAAUAGGUCUGUGGGGUGCUAUGUUUUUAUGGCUCUAAUACCAAAAAAAGUGGGAUUUAUCAGCAUUUUCUUCAUUAACUAAACUGCCAAUGCUGAGUAAUAUUGGAAACCACACCGAGUAAGCUUCAGUGAAAAGUACAUUAAAAACCUGUUCCUGUAAGCAAAUCUAAUGUGUGAAAGAUAAUAUGAGUAUUAAAUAUGUCCAGCCAGUAAAAAGGUAUUGUGCUGACCUGUUUCUAAAUACCUGGGUCUGCAUUUAAUUGCUGUGUAUCUGGUGGGUUAAAGGCUUUUACUUAACUAAAGAUUUUUUUAAUGAAAAUCAACUUCUUAUUACCUUGAUUUUAUAAUGCUAAUAAUAUAAUUAUGAUAUUUUUCAUUUGAAUAAUGUGAAUAGGUUUGAAUUAAAUUUUAUGUACAAAA